Prorocentrum cordatum is the source of this 2176-nucleotide messenger RNA. Lineage: Eukaryota; Dinophyceae; Prorocentrales; Prorocentraceae. The record is from the annotation of a GenBank genome assembly.
AGCUUGAGGCUCAAGGCAGGUCUGCACCCGCGCCAGCGCCCCGCCACGGCGACGCCGACACCGCUGCCGCGCGCGGUCCUCCAUGGAGCGGGGCAGCGGCGAGCCCGAUGAGGUCCUCGCGCUCCGCAGGAUCCUCGCCGUGCUCGCCGCGGAGGGCGCCGAGGGCCCGGACUCGGAGUCGCAGGCGGGCGCCGGGGAGGAGCCGGAGGAGCACCGGCCCCUGCUGUACGCGAGCCUGGCGAGCCUCAGGGACGGUUUUUCGGGCUACUGCGCGUCGGCGCCCCAGGACUUCAUCUCAGGACUGGGAGGGCGAGCGCUCGCGGAGCUGGCCGGGGAGGCUGGGCGAGGUCAGCGCACCCUUCCGCGACCGCCUGCUGCGAGCAGAGCGGGCCUCCGGCGGCUUGGGGCGGCGGCUGCUGUCGGGGGCGGCGGUGGCCAAGGGCGGGGCCAUCUGCGAGCGGCAGCCUCCCCUGCCGUGCAUCAGUACCAGGACUCCCGGCGCGUCUGCGAGGUCUGCUCCCACUAAUGCCCGACCUAAUGCCAUCGUUUCGUGGGCUCGCUCGGCUCGGCGCUGCGGCGUGCCGCGGCGGCGUCCGGGGCGGACGCGGAGGCCCUCGUGGAGGGCGGCGCCCCCGCGCUCCAGGAGCUCGACGAGGGCGAGUGGCUGCUUCGCGGGCGCGCGCCGUGCGAGCGCGGCUGCGGCGCCGUCUUCUGCGGGCCCGAGUGCGCCGCGGCGGCCUCCCGCGAGGGGUGGCACCGCGCCCUGUGCGUCGACGUGCCGCCGGAGAAGCGGCCGCUGUGGGCGCUCUUCAGGCGCCACGCGGCGAGGCACCACGAGGUCUUCAUCCUUGCCGCACAGGUCAUGGCCGAGAUCGUGUGCCUCGUGAGGCACAGCGGUGUGGACCUGUUCGAGGCCAUGGCCUUCUUCACGCGCUUCGCGAAGAUGUCCUGGCUGAACAUGGUCAGCGUGCCGUCCAGGUCCACCUGCGAGCCUUUGCCUCGGCGAGGGCCGCUGGCGGGCAUCGCUCAGGCCAAGCAGGGCAAGCGCUUCAAGGCGAUGUCGGAAUCGCUGGAGAUCCUGUCCGCCCUCCUGUGGGAGAAGCGCUUCGCUGAGCUGCUCAACAUUGACUUCUAUUCCAACCUGGUCGGGCAGUUCUCUCUCUCGAACGUCUGGGUGCGAAUCGAGCACCCGCUGGCCUCUCGCCUGGCGGAGUGCAGCAAGGACGAGUCUUUCAAGCAGCGCUACGGUCGUCUGCUAGAAGUGGCGACCCGAGCAGCUAAGGAGGCGGCUGACGACGACGAUGAUGAGCCACCAGUUGACCAGAAGGUGGAUGCCGGAUGCGGCGGCUGGCGCCUGGGCCGUUUCGAGGGCAGCGCGUUGUUCGCUUGCAUGGCCUUGUCGAACCACUCGUGCUUGCCGAACUUCGACAUGCGAUUCACUGACGGCGCGAUCGCGACCAUGGUGGCGCUGCGCGACGUGGAGGAGGGGGGCGAGCUCCACCUGGCCUACGUCUCCCCCUCGAAGCCCCUGGACGAGCGCCUCGCCACCCUCUGGCGCACCUGGGGCUUCGUGUGCACCUGCAGAAAGUGCCAGGACCAGCUCAUGGCCCGCGCGGUGGGCGAAGGCGGGGACACCGCGGGCAGCGCCGUGCCAGGCGGCCCACCGGUCUGAAGCUCAGCGCCGCCGGCAUCGCCGCCGCGUCUGCGCUGGCCAGGUCGCGCCCCCCGACGCCGGCGGGCGCCCCGCCCCGUGGCGCGGCCGCGCUGGACCUGCUCGCCCGGGGCGGCUUCGGGGCCGUCGCGAGGCCGCCCCGGCACGGGGCUGGGCAGGGCCUGGCGGAGGGGAGCGACGAGAGCGACGCCCCAGACGCCGAGGCCAGCGAGGACGAGGAAGAGGAUCGGUACGAUCGACGUGGGUGCGGAAAGAAUAGGAGACGGGCUCCGAGGCCGCCACCUCGUCGGCCACCUCCGACGAGCCCGAGGGCGCCCCCGGCGCGUUCGGCCCCAGCACGGCGCUGGGCGGGCCGCUGGGCCGCGCGGAGCCGCCGGCGAGCGUGCGGGAGCUGCGGGCGGAGCUGCAGGGGCUCAUGGACCUCAUGGCGGACGAGGGCGAGGACGCAUGACCCGUGGCCCCGGCAGACGUGCGCGGCAGGCGCCGGCCCGAGUCGAAGACGAA